AUCACUACAAACCUCUAUCACCCGCCCAACGUCUUUUCAAUAGUACAGCAAAUACCAAAAACGCAUUUAUUAAUUAUUCUUCUUCGAAUCUCUCAAUGUCGUUCGAUUCUCCGGUGAACAGAGGAAUCCACUGCCCUUGAAAACUCUGAAAAUUUCUGAUCGAGGACAGUUAUGGACGAAUCUUAUCGAAACCUCACGGACUUUCUCCAGAGAACCUCUGUUACAGAGACAUUCGUCGACAUCUUGCUAUGCGCAGUUCCCAUAUGGCUGGCCGUCAUGAUCGGGCUUUUGAUUGGCUGGUCUUGGCGUCCAAGGUGGACUGGUUUUGUUUAUCUAGGUCUCCGUUCUAAGCUUCGGUUUCUCUGGACUGCUCCGCCGGGUUUCGGAGCUCGCCGUGUUUGGCUUGCUUUCACCGCUCUCUCCGCUUUCUCGGUCUGUCGCACUUUAUGGUCAAGGCUCCGUUCGAAAUCGGAAACCUCUGCAUCUGUAAAAGAGACUCCUCCGAGCUGUGAAACAGAAGCAAUCUCAAGAAUUAGUGAUAAAAGUACAGAGGAGAUUGUGAGAGAGAAGGAUCUAAAGCAUUUGCUGCAUCUGCUUGAAGCUGGAAAUGCUAAUAUGGAGUGGCAAUCUAUGAUGGACAAGUCUACUCCCAAUAUGAGCUACCAGGCCUGGCGCCAUGACCCUCAGUCAGGUCCUGUUGUUUAUCGAAGUCGGACUGUUUUUGAGGACGCAACUCCAGACAUUGUUAGGGAUUUCUUCUGGGACGAUGAGUUUCGGCCUAAAUGGGAUCCUAUGCUUGCUUACUUCAAGACUUUGGAAGAAGUUCCUCAGACAGGGACUACCAUUGUUCACUGGAUUAAAAAGUUUCCAUUUUUCUGUAGUGACCGGGAAUACAUCAUUGGCCGGAGAAUAUGGGAAUCUGAAAACAAGUAUUAUGCUGUGACUAAGGGAGUACGGUAUCCAGCUCUACCAAAGCGUGAUAAACCGAGGCGAGUAGACCUUUACUUCUCGAGCUGGAUUAUCAAAGCGGUUGAAUCUCGAAAAGGAGAUGGACAGUUAACGGCUUGUGAAGUGUCUCUUGUCCACUAUGAAGACAUGGGAAUCCCAAAAGACGUAGCAAAGUUGGGAGUCCGUCAUGGCAUGUGGGGAGCCGUCAAAAAGCUAAACUCUGGCUUAAGGGCAUACCAAACCGCUAGAAAAUCAGGGGUGCCUCUCUCACGGAGCGCUCAAAUUGCGAGAAUCACUACAAAACUGAACAUGGAUUUGGUGGAGACAUCGAGGGUAGAGGAAGAAGAGAGAGGGCAAGCCAUGGAUAACGCAAGGAGACGAAAGGAGCAGUUCAAUGUAGAUUGGAAACUGGUCGUUGUAGGAGGAUUUGCAUUGGCUUGUGGGCUUCACUCAAGUGCUAUUGGCAAGGCCUUAAUGCUUGGAGCUGGGCAGAGACUUGCUCGUAGGUGAAAUCAUUGUCGUUCUCUCUGCCUGAGAAAUUGACAUUGUGAUGUGUGUCCAUGGAGGAUUCUUU
Eruca vesicaria subsp. sativa (arugula) is the source of this 1522-nucleotide messenger RNA. NCBI's taxonomy places the organism in Eukaryota, Viridiplantae, Streptophyta, Magnoliopsida, Brassicales, Brassicaceae. The record is from the annotation of a GenBank genome assembly.